AUGGAAGACAAUCAACGUAAGAAGAAAAAGCAAGGGACAGUCUUGCUCAUUAAGUUGUUAGUUAUCGUUAUUCUUUUAGCCAGCUUAAUUGGCAUUUUAGUUUACUUUGGCCGUUCAACUCAAUCAAAAACAGAGAAGGCUAUUGCAGAGAUUGAAAAGCCUAAAGAGAACAAGUCUUUACUUAAAAGAACUAACUAUCGUAAGUUACUACUUUGGGCCCAUUCAUUUAACAAAAAUGAUACUUUCUUAUCUCGUAAAAGUACACCAGCCGAUAAGAAAAAGGCCCAAGAGAACGUUAAGUGGCUCAAUACAGUCCUUAAAGACGGUCUAGCUGCUUAUACAACUUAUGUCCAACAAAAUCCAGGCAAAGUCUUACCAGCCGCUCUUUUAGAAGGAUUCUUUAAAGGGAGUAUCUUUAGAUACAUUCUUAUCUCUAGUAAUGAUCCUAAAACACUACUUACUACAGCUGGUCUUCUAGUUAAUGAUAAGUUUAUUUGUUCUGAAGCCGCUGAUAGGAAACUUUUUGACUGGUUAGUACAAGAUAAGGAUGAGGAGUUACAAACUAUGCUGCAUAAAAUGAUUGCUGAAGCCGAGACGUGUGAAAUGGGUAAGGUAGGUCUAGGAAUUAGAAGAGUUUUAGUCUUAACUAGUUGUUUACUGAUAUGGGUACCCGGUCCAAUAAUGAACCUUCGAGUUAUUGGUGAAAGUACACGUACUAUGCUUCAAGUACUUAAGCGGUAUAGCGUACUCUUUGAUACUCUCUUCUGGGAACGUAAUGCCAAGAAGCAAUGCAUUCUGGAAAAGGACUUAAAGAAGAAGCAGGCCUUAGCUAAGGAAAUAGAAGAGACAAGACAAAAACAACUGAAGUUCUUAGGAGAAGUCGUGAUAGCUAAUUCUGACGUAUCUGUUUUAAGAGAUUUAGGAGCUUUAUUACAAGAUGCACUAUACGGUGUAGGUGUAACUAUCUUUGAGUACUAUACUUCCUUAAUGAGUGAUACUACUAUAGCUAGAGGAGGAAUAUUUGGGACAAAGAACGAAUUCUUCUAUCGAGUCUUCUUUAAGCCGGUGGGAAUUUACUUCUCAACUUCGGUGGUAGGCGAGUGGUUGAAUGGUUCGCAUCAGAUUAGUGUCCGGUAUAAGCAGGCUGAAAAUCAAGCUACACCUACUCCUGCCAUAGUAGCUGACCAACUGACUAAGCUCUUACCGAUUACUGAGAAGUCAGCUCAAAUCUUUGAAAAGGCUACGGCUUACUUACUAUGUGCGGCUGAUUUACUACUGGGAGUUGAAUGUCGGCCUUGGGUUUUAGAAGAGCUUAAGGCUAAUUAUAUAGCUAUGUUGUCCAUUCAGUUAGGAGAGUUUCCAUUUAUUAUGCAGUUGGGUCCAGAUACGUAUUUAUCACCAACUAUCAUGCAAAACGAGCUUUAUGAUUUAUGUGCGCAAGAAGUCUUCCAUGAGGACAUUGUAAGAGCCGGUCGUACUGGGUUUAGUUUCCGUUUCUGGGAGAACAGGAGUGAAGAGGCUGAAAAGAAGGCCAUUGCCAACCUGAAGAAGACUCGUUCAGCCGGAAUGGUUAAGAUUAAGGAGCAAGUAAACAAGUCAGGUACGCAAAUGGUUCAAAUUCUCGAGGAUAACAACAGGAGUAUGGCAGUCAUUGAUGCCGGACUAGCCAGAAGCAUUCAAGCGGCUAAAGAUAAAGAAGGUAAAAAAGCCAAUGCUGGCUAA
Messenger RNA from Nematocida homosporus, 1722 nucleotides. RefSeq lists its product as uncharacterized. The transcript has a single exon. Bases 1 to 1722 code for a protein of 573 amino acids. The record is from RefSeq and is a predicted model, not a curated record. Lineage: Eukaryota; Fungi; Microsporidia.